Messenger RNA from Bubalus bubalis (water buffalo), 4793 nucleotides. It is a transcript of the gene ATCAY, whose product is annotated as ATCAY kinesin light chain interacting caytaxin. Gene Ontology annotation, biological process: apoptotic process. Gene Ontology annotation, cellular component: cytoplasm. Bases 718 to 1833 code for a protein of 371 amino acids. Lineage: Eukaryota; Metazoa; Chordata; Mammalia; Artiodactyla; Bovidae. The record is from RefSeq and is a predicted model, not a curated record. The transcript has 13 exons.
UACCCAGCCUGGUCCUCGGCACAUGGGUCAUAGGAAGUGGCCAGCUGAGGGACCCACGAAGUGGGUACAGGAGGUUAUUAUUCCUUCUCUCAUAUUCCAAGGAAUGAGGCCAUUGCUGCCAUUUAUUUAUUUAUUUGUUCCUUGUUUUUGUUUUUAAAUCUGUGAUGCGCCAUCAGGAAUCAUUUCCGCUUCUGCCCCCAGUGAGGCUCAGCACUGCUCCCCUCUCAGCCAAUGGAGAGCACCGAUUCUGCCAGGGGGCUGUGCUUUUUGGUCAGCCCUGCCCCCACCCACCCACCCUGCACACAAAAGCAGCAUAAUUGACUGUCUUAAAGGAAGCCGAGCCUCUGCCAGCUACGAGCUGGCGAGAGGAAAAUACCUCGGGAGGCACAAGCUGAGACAACGAUGACCCAAGACGCAGCCGCGGCCGAGCAAGGGGGAGUCGACCGCUAACUACAAGCCUUCCCUGCCCGCUGCCCCACCAUCCCUGGACAAAAAGCGCCCGUCUGCGCCCGCCGCGUUGCUCUGGGUGACCUUCCUUGGAUGCAGAGUUCGCCCUGAGCGCAUCUUCCUCGGAUGCUCUGAAGGCCCGGGGACCGAGGUCUGCAGGCUCCCGGGGCUCGUCUUUGUUUGCGCUCACCCGGGAGAGGCCGCGGAGGUAGCCGGUACUCGCACGGAGGAUUUACCCCUGCUUCAAGUCGGCACCUCUUCCCAGCUCUCAUGGGAACCACCGAAGCCACACUCCGGAUGGAGAACAUGGACGUGAAGGAAGAAUGGCAUGAUGAAGCUCUGCCCAGGCCACUCCCAGAAGAGACGGGGAUGGACUUGCUUGGCAGCCCCACAGAAGACACGUCCUCCCCUCCCAACACGCUGAACUUCAACGGGGCUCAUCGUAAGCGAAAGACGCUGGUGGCCCCUGAGAUCAACAUUUCCCUGGACCAGAGUGAGGGCUCCCUGCUGUCAGAUGACUUCCUGGACACCCCCGAUGACCUGGACAUCAACGUGGAUGACAUUGAGACCCCUGAUGAGACCGACUCACUGGAGUUCCUGGGGAAUGGCAAUGAGCUGGAGUGGGAAGAUGACACCCCCGUGGCUGCUGCCAAGAACAUGCCUGGGGACAGCGCGGAUCUGUUUGGGGACGGCUCAGCGGAGGACGGCAGCGCAGCCAACGGGCGUCUGUGGAGGACAGUGAUCAUUGGGGAACAGGAACACCGGAUCGAUCUACACAUGAUCCGGCCCUACAUGAGGGUGGUGACCCACGGAGGGUACUACGGAGAAGGUCUCAAUGCCAUUAUCGUCUUUGCUGCCUGCUUCCUCCCAGACAGCAGCUCCCCUGACUACCACUACAUCAUGGAGAACCUCUUCCUGUACGUCAUCAGCAGCCUGGAGCUCCUCGUGGCGGAAGAUUACAUGAUCGUGUACCUGAACGGCGCCACGCCCCGGCGGAGGAUGCCGGGCAUUGGCUGGCUGAAAAAGUGCUACCAGAUGAUCGACCGGAGACUUCGGAAAAACCUGAAGUCCUUAAUCAUCGUCCACCCAUCCUGGUUCAUCCGCACCGUUCUGGCCAUCUCCCGCCCUUUCAUCAGCGUCAAGUUCAUCAACAAGAUCCAGUAUGUGCACAGCUUGGAAGAUCUGGAGCAGCUCAUCCCCAUGGAGCAUGUGCAGAUCCCAGACUGCGUGCUACAGUACGAGGAGGAACGGCUGAAGGCCAGGAGAGAAAGCGUGAGGCCGCAGCCAGAGUACGUCCUGCCCAGGGCUGAAGAGAAGGCAGAGGCGGGGCAGGCAGAAGACAGGUCUGCUUUGGCCACAGAAGAUCAGGAAACGAGCAUGUCCUGAAGUAACGUGAGCACAGAGGAGAACACGAAAGAUCUCAGAUGCCAAGAAACCUCUGUCGGAUGCCCUGCGGCCCUGGAUCUCAUCCUCACCUCAUCCCAAGUCCCAGUCUCCAGUGGGGUGCCCAUCUCCCCCAUCCAUCUCUGAAACCCAACAUCCUUUCUAGCUGCUUGAAAACACUUAAAAAAAAAUGAUGCAGUAUUAAUGCAUCUGGAAAAGGACCCAAUUCUCCACCCUUCCACACUCAUGAGCUCAUGGCCAAGAAGAGCGAGAAGCAUCGAGCAUGGCCCAUGCGUCUUGGUGGCCUCAGAGACCCCAUUCCACUGCAUAGACUCCUGGUCAGGACCCUUCUCUUGCGUGUCACCUGGUCCAGGUUGGAGCCACAGAUGCCCACCGACUCCCUUGGCUGGGUCUGGAUUCUUCCUCGUGCCUUUCCUCCCAGAACAGUCCCUGCAGUCCUGGGCAUAGGGCCUGGAAGUUCAGCACCACCCCCAGCAGCAACAUGUCCUGGGGGAACUGCCUGACCUUGGAACUCACGGCUUUUCCUUUAAACCAGCCCCCUCGCCUCCUAUAACUCCCACCUCCUUGGGGAACAUCAGAGGCCUUGGCACCAGUGAGGGCCACUGAUAAUCAUCCUUGCCCUACACUUGCAACCACCCUCUCCCUCAGUCUAGAACAUUCUCCAGCCCCUUGAAGGCAGAGGCCAUGCCACAGGGCAAUCCAAACCAAUACCUCCUACCGAGAGAAUGAGCCUCCUCACUUCCCCAAUCCCUCCCCCUAGCAUGGAGUUGGGAUGUGCCCCCUUGGGUUCCCACCAGGAGCAGAAGCUGAGAAACCAGCUCUCAAGAUAAGCUCAUCACAGAAAUACUGACGGACGAGAAAGCAUAUACAGGGUACUGGACUUUUGAGUGUUAAAAAUGUCACUGGGAAAAAUAAAUCACAGUGGUCUGGAUGCUAUGGCCACCUGCAUUAAAAGGAGACAGAUUUCCUUAGGGAGGAAAGGAAAAAAAAGACUUUUCUAAUGUGCUCCAAAGACCAGUCAGGUGGGCUCUAGAGGGAGUGAGUUCCCCAUCUCUUGAGGCAUUCAAGAAAAGGAUGAGCAGUGCUUGCACAGAGUGGUCCCCUGCGGUCCCCUACAAACCUGAGAGUUUCUGUUUCCGUGAAAAUUGUGAGUGGUUCAGUUGUGUCCGAUUCUUUGCAACCCCAUUGACCCAUGGACUAUAAUCCACUAGGUUUCUCUGUCCAUGGGAUUCUCCAGGCAAGAAUACUGGAGUGGGUUGCCAUUUCCUUCUCCAGGGGAUUUUCCCGACUCCGGUAUCAAACCCGGCUCUCCUGCAUGGCAGGCAGAUUCUUUACCAUCUGAGUCACCAGGGAAGCCCUCUGUUUCCACAAAUUUGUGCAGAAGUCAAACAGGGGUGGUGUCUGGCCUCUGUGGCAGGCAUCAUCCAGGUUUGAUCGACCCCCUACCCCAAUCAUCUCCCAGUAGGAGAUUCUUGGCAUCAAGGGGGUGCCUCUAGGGUUACCCUGAUGACAGGAGGGAGCCAGUGGCACUCAGCACUGAGGCAAAGGGACAACAAGGCUUUCUGCAUGACAGGAAUUGUCCCACCAGUGGCUCCCAUCUUGGAAAAUGCAGGGCCUUGGGCCUCUGUCUUCUGGAACCCAGCACUGCUCCUGCAAGGCUGGGGCCUUUGGGUGUCUGGUGGGAUUUUUUAAUUUGUAUUUCUGCUCUGUUUCCUGAAUGUCAAAUAAAGGACAGGAUCCGUGUUCCCGGCUCCGAUGAGUUACCUGGAGCCCAAGGCAGGCUGCUCCCCUCCACUCCCACCCUCCCACCGAAAGCCCCCUCCAUCCUGGGUCUGCUCAUGCCCCACCUGUGCCCUGAGUGCCUCCUUUUAUAAAAGGUGCCUUGGCAUCUGCAGGGCUGGGUUGAACUCCAGAUUCAAGUGACUGGUUCUGCUCUGCUGAUGAGAUGGACACGUGGCCUGCAAGGCCCACAAAUCCACAGUAUAGUAUACACAGUAACUCCUAGCAACAGUGCUUCAGUGACAGUGAGAAAGGAGCCGGGGAUAGGAACUGAUGCAGUCCACCCAAUGUGACAGCUACUGAGAGCCUGCAGAGCCAAUGGGGCUUCCCAAGUGGUUAAGUGGUAAAGAAUCUGCCUUCCAACACAGGAGACGCAGGUUCGAUCCCUGGGUUGGGAAGAUCCCCUGGAGGAGGAAAUGGUAACCCACUCCAGUAUUCUUGCCUGGAGAAUCCCAUGGGCAGAGGAGCCUGGCAGGCUACAGUGUGUGGGAUCUCAAAGAGUCGAACACAACUGACAAUGUGUGCAAAAACGUGUGCAGAGGCCACAGAGGGACGAGAGAGGCAGACCAUCCCGCCCUCAAAGAUUCUGUGGCCUAAAACUUUCGGCCAAACAAGAAAUUUCAACACGGACCCCCACCCCGCCUCCCAGUUCACUGUGGCCCAACUGCCACCCCUCAGGACCACCAGCAGCGCAAACAACAGGCAAGUGGAAUCAAGGACCCCAACCCAGCCACGCAGACCCCUCCAGAGUAGAGAGAGAGCCCCCCAGGGAGGCGGUCUCCAGGCUGGCUACCUCUUCACAGGUGCAUGAGGUUCUGAGGCGCAGCUCCACCCAGAUGGGGCCACCACAUCCAGGUGGGAGCCUAGCCAUACCCUCUGAAAUGGGCUUUGUGGAAGAUUUCUAUUCACGGGGCAGUUUGGCGGAAACAGUGGACACUGAGCCCUCCUUGUGAAGGGACAUUGGGUUUUCCUCUGUGACACACGGGGUGCGCCCUAAGUCCACCCCCGACCCAAGGUCGUAGUUCACACGCCCAUGCUUCCGACAGCCAGCUUUGUGGUUUUUAAAACAAACAAUUCAUUAUGAUUACUGUUGUGAUGUAAAGACAUCAGUUCCACGGGCUUUGGGGGAUUUUUAUGGGAAAUAAAGCACCGGUGAGAAGGGA